Molecule: messenger RNA, 2331 nt
Organism: Amoebophrya sp. A25
Lineage: Eukaryota; Dinophyceae; Syndiniales; Amoebophryaceae
Source: the annotation of a GenBank genome assembly
UGGGAAUGAUUCUCCUGGUAUUUGAGGCUCUCCUGUGUCCUCAUGUAGCCUCACCUUUUCCAAAAAAAAAACUGAGUAGAGCACCUCGGCAUUUGACUCUUGUUGAGCUUGAGGCUUAUCGACUUACACCACUUAAUAGUUACUGUAGCCAAAGCUACUAUCAUUAGAUAGACUUCUCUAGGCUACGCAAAAAAGAACAUGAAAGCAUCCUCUUCAAAGAGAGGGGCAUCGUCUUCUACUCGUGUCAAGCACAGUAGUCCCCGAUCACCGAGACGAUCUACUUCGCAGGGCUCAUCUCGCAGUACGGAUGAAAACACUACGUCAGAACAAGUGUCCCUCUACCGUGACGGCUGCAUAGCUGAUUUGGUGACUCUAGGAAAUGCAGCUUUUGGAAUGACUGCGAUUUUCUGCUGUAUUCACGCACUACAGAAGGAUGCGACGUCUAUUAAAUUGCAGUUUCCAGGUAUGAUGAAGACUGCUUCUGUUGCGCCUGCCGGAUUGUUGCGUGUGGCUUUUUGUUAAGGCUAACCGACAUCAGGCACCCUGAACGUGGUCAACGUCAUUCUUUUUCUUAUAUGAAUAUGUUCCAGGGCUCAGGGCUGAAGGCACCCUGGUACGCACUACCAGAUGAAAUCAAUAGUACACAAACGAUAUUAAACGCUCAGCCUUUCAAAGUGAACUGCUCUUGGGGCAGGGAGUUGUUUUCCUAGGGGAAAGCUAGGCUCUAAUAUUCGUGUUUACCACUAGGUGGCUUGUGUGAUAUCCUAGAUGGAUUAGUGGCCAGACGAAGUGGAGGGUCCGGACCAUCCCCUUUUGGCGGAGAUUUAGACUCGUUGGCGGAUUUGAUAACAUUCGGAGUGGCGCCAGCUGUUUUUAAGAACAAUAGUAUUCAUCUUGAAGAAGACUCAGACUCACGACACUCACUUGCAGCUGAAUUGACAUUGUGAAUAAUUGUUUCAGAAGUACUUAAGUUCUUGUAUAAUUUAAUAACAUGUACAUCUUCUAACCUCUUCGGGUUCGUCCUAGGUCUCGAUACCUUUCCAGACCUCCUCUGCCUCGUUUUCUUCGUUUGCUGUGGUGUCGCAAGAUUAGCCAGGUUUAACGUGACUAGCAGAAUGGCAAAGCCACGCACCGAUUCUUGUUCUUCCUACUAUUAAGCCUUGUUCAACAAACUUCAGAAGCAUCUUUGACCCCUUAUUUAGCAAGGGGAAAAAACUUGUCCUCAAACUCAAAGAGACUCCUGCUCGAGGAGAUGAGUCCUCGAAGAUGCUCCUGCUCGAGGAGAUGAGUCCUCAAAGAUGCUCCUGCUCGAGGAGAUGAAUAUGAUUUAUAAGGUCAGUCUAAUACUACUUCGAAGGGGUACCAAUUCCCGGUGCACUUUGGUUGUGCCUACUAUUGUACAUUGACUUUGAACUUUUGCCGAUCCUGACGGAACGCAACUUCCAUCAGCUACAUAGGACCACGGGAAGUUCGUUUGUGUCCACAGCAUCGAGACCUAUUCCAAGAAGAGACCCGAACACGUAUGACACAAUCGACCCGCGGGAUGUGGUAGUGCAUGACGCGGUUGAGGCGGCUGGAGGUAGCGUGGGCGUAGGUGGUGGUGCCAGUGUUAUGGGAGAGGGAAUGGAUUUCGAUUUGAGCUCUGUUGUAGAAACAUGAGAAAUAAGGGUUCUCUUCUUGUUUUCCCUUAGGAUCAAACUCAGGCUAUACCAAAGACCGGAACCAUUCACCUAUACAAUUGGUACAAGUAGCUCUAAUCUCCGCACGACUUCCAGCUCUGCAACCAGCCAGCAAUUUGGAGCCGCGAUAGCGGAACAACUGCAGUCAUUGCAGUACAGUGUGCUCGACCACUUGCUUCGCACUCAAGGCGCACCCGAAAGCGCUUUCGACCUCAUGUUGCUGAGAAACAAAACUUUAGUAUCGCCAGAACCGCAGCAGCUGCACUUCUUCUCCAUAUUGUACUUUCUCACGGGCCUGGCAAUGAUAAGCACGAUACCGGUUCCUAAGUUUCAACCAUGUCGGUUUUUUAUGUGGGCUUCUUGUGAUAGGAGGAACAAGCAGGUGGAGUCGAAGAGAAGUAGUAGACAAUUGUCAACAUCAAGAAGUAGGAGUGCUGGAAAGGCGGGGAAGGUGAAUAAGGUGAGAGAUUUCUAAUGUUUUCGCAAAUUGAGACCCCAUCCACCCUGCUAUCGCAAUAAAUGCCAACUACGCGGCAAUAAAUAGGAACGAACUACGCCUCAGGUGCGAACACCCCUGCACGUGUAGAGGAGGCUGAAGACUGAGCUACGUCGUGCCUUUAAUAUCAUAUCUUCUCUGUAGGUUCGAAUCGGU